AUGUUUAAUUGGAUUGUCAAUAGACCUAACAGAGUUAUUGAACUACAGAAAUAUUAUCAGCAACCGGGACCAGUAUUUCUUAAAGGUAGUCUACGUAAACCAAUUAUUGUUGCUUAUUCUAUAAUGUUAUCAGGGACUUUCUUGGGCGCUCUCUACGGUACUGUGAGAAUGGCACAGGGUAAAAAAUGA
Molecule: messenger RNA, 189 nt
Organism: Ambispora leptoticha
Lineage: Eukaryota; Fungi; Glomeromycota; Glomeromycetes; Archaeosporales; Ambisporaceae
Source: the annotation of a GenBank genome assembly